Paramisgurnus dabryanus is the source of this 4202-nucleotide messenger RNA. RefSeq names its product fibronectin leucine rich transmembrane 3 (gene flrt3). NCBI's taxonomy places the organism in Eukaryota, Metazoa, Chordata, Actinopteri, Cypriniformes, Cobitidae. Gene Ontology annotation, molecular function: protein binding. The record is from RefSeq and is a predicted model, not a curated record.
UGUAGUGAGCUCCAGGCAGCCGACCAGCUCUAUCUAGUCUCUCUCUCUCUCUUUCUGAGCCAAAGGAGUGUGUGUGUGUAUGUGAACAAGAGUGUGUUUGGAAAUAAAAACACACCCUGCUACUUGUACCGUUUCUGCUACUGAGCCUUUCUGACACCCUGGGCUUUUUUUGGGAUUGAAAUCAUCUUCCAACCUAUUGGAUUUAUCCUGUGGACUGACUUAUAUUUUCUUUAAGGAUAUUCUUUUUUUAAAUUCCCUUUUUAUUGCUUUUGCAGUAGGACGUUCAGCAUGUUAGAGAGAGCGGGUGUCUACACGUCAAGCACGGGUUUGUGAAACAAGAGCCAGGGAGGCGGAAAGCUGCAGGAGCACAGGAAAAGCGAGUGAUAUUCCACGUCCGAGCCACCAGGCUGGAUACUUUAUUCAUGCUCUUGCUAGGAGUGCGGCUACAGGAUAGCAGGCUGACUGUGGGGCCUGACUUCAAAACCCAACCAUCCUGGAUUUGAGCCCGCAGUACCGCAGACGGACAGGGCUUGGAUAAAUGGUCUUAACGCCAUGACCGUCCUGCUUCGGGAGAUACGGGAACAGUUUACUGCCCAAAGGCGACUCUCUGUUCUAUACAAAAGGGUUUAAUUAGGGAACGCAAUUUCCCCUUGAUAAAAAAAUAAGGAUUCUGCAUGCAGUAGGCAACUUUUUCUUUCUUUGCCUUCUUUUUUAUUUUAGUCCUUUUUGCCUUUGAAUACUUCACAUAAUCGCAUGCCUACACAGGAGAAGACUGCCUAAGGUUUGUCUGAAAGCGAGGCGCUUUCUUUAUAGGUUUAUCAACCAUGGCAAAGCCUUUGAUUGCAUGAACUGUGGACACUGUAAUACAAGACAGGAGGUCACCGGUACAAACAAGGAUCAGUUCAGCAAAUACCAGCUUGGGCAGGAUAUAACCAAAGAGACCUCUUUGACGAGACGGACAAACAUCUUGUGAAAGAACAGAAAGGAGAGAUUAAAGCUUCAUUGGAUUUUGGGUGGCUACAGAGGAUUAAGAGGCAUUUCUGAAUCAGGGCAACAACCAGAAAGUGGACAGUAGCGAUGGCAUGCAAAUACAAGUCCUUCUUUGUCUUCAUGAUCAGAGCCGGGCUUCUGCUUGGCCUGGCCAAUCCGCUGGUGACCUCAGCCUCCUGUCCCUCACAGUGCCGGUGCGAUGGGACUUUUAUCUACUGCAAUGAUCGGGAGUUGACUUCCAUUCCCUCGGGAAUCCCAGAGGACGCCACGGUACUUUUUCUCCAGAACAACCACAUUAAAAGUGCGGGAAUCCCUACGGAUCUGCGAAGGCUAAACAACGUAGAAAAGAUCUACUUGUACUGCAACAACCUGGAUGAGUUUCCGACCAACCUGCCACUGAAUGUCAAAGAGCUUCAUUUACAGGAAAACAACAUCCGGACUAUUACUCACGCCUCCCUGGCACAGAUUCCCUUUAUUGAGGAAUUACAUCUCGAUGACAAUUCUGUGUCAGCUGUCAGCAUCGAAGAGGGUGCGUUUCGGGACAGCAACCAUCUGAGGCUUCUCUUCCUAUCCCGCAACCACCUCAGCACUAUACCUUCUGGUCUACCGAUGACUAUCGAGGAGCUUCGCUUCGAUGACAACCGCAUCUCCUCUAUCUCUGAGGCUUCCCUGCAGGAUCUUAUAAACCUGAAACGACUGGUUCUGGAUGGCAACCUUCUAAACAACCGGGGUAUUGGAGAGAUGGCUCUCAUAAAUUUAGUCAACCUUACCGAGCUUUCGUUGGUACGGAAUUCCCUUACGUCCCCACCUGCCAAUCUGCCAGGCUCGAGCCUGGAGAAGUUAAAUCUUCAAGACAACCACAUCAAUCACGUGCCAGCAGGUGCCUUUGCUUUUUUGAGACAGCUGUACCGUCUGGAUCUGUCAGGCAACAACCUGAGCAGUUUGCCCAACGGGGUAUUUGAUGACCUGGAUAACCUCACCCAGCUGCUCUUGCGUAACAACCCCUGGAAUUGCAACUGCAGAAUGAAAUGGGUACGUGAUUGGCUACGGACCCUACCAUCUAAAGUUAACGUGCGCGGCUUUAUGUGCCAGGGCCCCGAUAAGGUCAAAGGAAUGGCCAUCAAGGAUCUAGCAACUGAACUGUUCAGCUGCUCUGAAACCGAUGACUCGCCUACAUACGAGACUAGUACCGUCUCAAACACCUUGCCACCCUCGAGGCCUCAGUGGCCAACGUAUGUGACUAGAAGACCUGUGGUUAAAGGUCCAGAGUUGGGAAGAAACUAUCGUAGCACAACGCCGUCUAGUCGUAAGGUUAUAACAAUAAACGUCAAAUCUAGUAGUGCUGAGACAGUGCACAUAUCUUGGAGAGUAUCUCAACCCAUGACUGCCCUAAGGCUCAGCUGGUUAAAGCUGGGCCACAGUCCUGCCUUCGGAUCCAUAACCGAGACCAUUGUUCAAGGGGAAAGAACCGAGUACCUCCUUACAGCUCUGGAGCCUGAAUCUUCUUAUCGGAUAUGCAUGGUUCCCAUGGAAACAAGUAACAUUUACCUGUCAGACGAGACGCCGGUUUGCAUCGAGACAGAAACUGGCUCCCUAAAAGCAUACAAUCCCACCACAACCUUGAACAGAGAGCAGGAGAAAGAGCCUUACAAAAAUUCAAAUCUGCCUUUAGCUGCUAUUAUCGGAGGAGCCGUAGCCCUUUUGGCCAUCAUCAUGUUGGCCCUGGUGUGUUGGUAUGUCCACAGGAACGGUUCCUUAUUUUCCAGGAACUGCACGUACAACAAGGGUCGCAGGAGGAAGGACGAUUAUGCAGAAGCUGGAACAAAGAAGGACAACUCCAUCUUGGAGAUUAGAGAGACAUCUUUUCAAAUGAUACCUAUAAAUCACAUGCCAGUGUCUAAAGAGGAAUUUGUCAUACACACUAUUUUUCCUCCUAACGGCUUAAGCCUUUACAAGUCUCCACACAGCGAAAACAGCAUCAACAACAGAAGCUACAGAGACAGUGGAAUACCAGAUUCAGACUAUUCUCAUUCAUGAUAGUGUGCACGGAUUACAAAGACGCUUUAUUGCGAAUAAGUGACUUCGAGACUGCUUGGUCUUUUGCAAAACACUGGAUUGAAAAGACUGAGAAAGCAUCGUUAUGUACAUUUGCCAUAUAAUUUAUAUUUAAGGACGAUUUAUUAAAAAGGAGAGAAAAGGUUUCCGAUCGCAGGCCAUCACUGAGUCAUUGGUGUACGCUGCCACAAACCGCAAUUCUAUAUUUUAGAGAUUUGUAGUAAUUUGUACUGUACUUCCUUUACUUAUGGUUUUAGACCAAUUAAAAAACUUUGUGCUCUACUGAGAUAUGAUGACUUGUCAACUGUGAAAGUGGGUUUUCAUUGCUGUGUUGAACAAUCAGAUUUUAGGAAACCAUGUAGUAUAAGCACAGGUCAAAACUAUUGCUAUGUUGCUGUCAGUGAAAAAAUACAACAAAAAACAAGACUGCAGGUAUGUAGGGCCUAUCUGAUCAAAGUUAAACUAGUGUUUUGUUCAUUCUAAGGACAGGAGGGUGGUCACAGAUUUACAGGUAUCAUAAACUGCCCGUUCCAGAAAGUUGCCUGGCAUCUCUGCAAAAAUUAGGAAGCAGCUAUCUAUAACUCCCCCCCCCCAAUCCUGGAACCGGCUCCAACACAGCACAGAAUCCAAAAUCCUGCGCCUUGGCCAGACAGUUCUGCCCUGGCACAUGGCAAACGAAGCACAGAGAUCAAAUGAAAGGUUAUUUUUUGGUCAAAUCAGCACGGACAGGCUGAAACACAAUUCAGUAUUGUUUAUCCAGUCAGUAUCCCCAGUACAUUUAAGAAUCUCAUUGCAAAAACAGCACUCUAAAACGAAUAUGUUCUGGGCAGUAAAAAUAUGGCAAGAAAGACAUUUGGGCUCUUUUAUAUUUGGAAUAUAAAGUGUCAACUAUUUUUUUGUUCAUAUAAUUCUUAUUUGUCUUUUUUUUCUAAUUCAAGCCACUUUUACGUUGCCACAGUUGAAAGUUAAUUGUUCUUUACAACUGAAGACCAAAGUGCAUUGUAUGCCCUUUGGCCAGUCUUGUAUGUGCCUUGAUCCAAUGCUUAUUGUAUUUAGCUUUUUCACAAAAAAUAAAUCAGUGACUUAACUUUUUCAUACACACUUGAAUAUGAUAGGAUAUUGGUCAUAUUGCAAAAUAAAAGUGGAUCAAAACCCAA